ACGGCCUCCCGCAACGAUGCGAUACACAUGGCAGUGCGGUCAGCUGGAAUGUGUCAGAUUGGUGUCAGAUUAGCGAAUUGAACAUAAUCAAAGAACGAAACAUUUAACUUACCUUCACGUGGAUAACGACAAAUAUUAGGGAUGACGGCGUUCGAGGAAAUGGGUGUACUACCCGAAAUUGCCAAAGCAGUAGAGGACAUGGAAUGGACAUUACCAACAGAUGUUCAAGCGGAAGCAGUUCCUCUGAUCCUGGGGGGUGGAGAUGUUCUGAUGGCUGCAGAAACUGGGAGUGGCAAAACAGGAGCUUUCUGUUUACCAAUACUGCAAACUGUAUGGGAAACUCUGAAAGAUUUGGAGUCUGGCAAGACUAAGACAUCACAAAUCAAUGCACUAUCAUCUCCACACUGGUCAAUGAGUUUGUUUGACCGUGGCUCGGCAUUAGCCGUAACCCCAGAUGGUUUACGAUGUCAAAGUCGCGAACAACGUGAAUGGCAUGGUUGUCGUGCAACAAAGGGUGUGCAAGGCACUGGAAAAUUUUACUACGAAGCUACAGUCACUGACGAGGGACUCUGUCGUGUCGGUUGGUCCAGUCAGGAUGCAAGUCUGGAUUUGGGUACAGAUAGAUUUGGAUUUGGGUUCGGUGGAACUGGUAAAAAGUCGAAUGCCAGGCAGUUUGAUGACUAUGGCGAGCCUUUUGGAAUGCAUGACGUUAUAGGCUGCCUGUUGGACUUAACAAAAGGAGAAAUACGGUUCACAAAAAAUGGUAUCGACUUAGGCCAGGCAUUUGCUUUAUCUGCCCAGCAAAAAUUGCUGACCUUUUAUCCAGCUGUUGUUCUGAAAAAUGCCGAAAUGGCAUUCAAUUUUGGUGCUCAACCUUUCAAACACCAGCCUCCUGAAGGUUUUAUUGCCGUAUCAACCGCCCCUAAAGGAUAUAUCCGAGACAACGUUGUAUCAGGAAGCAGGAGUACUACAGAUAAUCUAAAACCAUCCAAUAAUGCCCCACAGGCAAUAAUCAUUGAACCGUCUCGCGAGUUGGCUGAGCAAACUUUCAACCAAAUACAAAAGUUCAAAAAACAUCUGAAAGAUCCAGUAGUACGAGAGCUACUAGUGAUUGGGGGAGUCAAUGUGAAAGACCAAAUUUCUGUACUCAAUACUGGGGUUCACAUAGUUGUUGGAACACCUGGUCGAUUGGAAGAUCUCAUACAGGGUGGCUAUAUGUCUCUAACACAAUGCAGAUUUUUCGUGCUCGAUGAAGCUGACGGGUUGUUGAAACAGGGAUACACAGAAUUGAUCGACCGUCUGCAUCGACAAAUCCCAAAGAUCACGUGUGAUGGCAGGCGAUUGCAAAUGAUCGUUUGCUCAGCUACUCUACACGCUUUUGAAGUCAAAAAAUUGGCGGAGCGUUUGAUGCACUUUCCGACAUGGGUUGACCUCAAAGGCGAAGACGCGGUUCCGGAAACUGUUCAUCACGUAGUGGUCAUGGUAGAUCCUCAGAAAGAUAAAUCUUGGUACACUUCAAAAUGGCACGUUCAAACAGACGGAGUACAUUCUCGGGAUAAUGUACAGCCAGGAAACAAUACAGCAGAAACUCUAUCCGAAGCGGUCAAAAUUUUGAAAGGAGAAUAUUGUGUCAGAGCGAUAAAGGAACAUAAAAUGGAUCGGGCGCUAAUCUUUUGCCGGACUAAACUUGAUUGUGAUAACUUGGAGAAAUAUCUCAAGAGUGUUGGAGGUGCCGAAUUCUCGUGCGUGUGUCUUCACGGAGAUCGCAAUCCACAGGAGCGUAAGGCAAACCUAGCUAAGUUUAAGCAACAGGAAGUCAAGUUUUUAAUUUGCACCGACGUUGCUGCUAGGGGAUUAGAUAUCACCGGACUUCCUUUCAUGAUUAACAUCACCCUACCGGAUGAAAAGUCAAAUUACGUACAUAGGAUCGGGAGGGUGGGUAGAGCUGAAAGAAUGGGUUUAGCCAUCUCUCUAGUGGGCAGUGUACCAGAAAAGGUUUGGUAUCACGGCAGUUGGUGUUCCUCCAGAGGGACAAGGUGCAGCAAUGUCAAUCUAACGGAUCAAGGUGGCUGCUGCAUCUGGUACAACGAGAUCAAAUAUUUAGGGGAAAUCGAAGACCACCUGAAUGUGACGAUACAGCAGGUGGAACCUGAUAUCAAAAUUCCGGUGAACGAGUUUGAUGGAAAAGUCAUUUAUGGAGAGAAGAAGGUAGCUGUUGGGAGCGAUUACAAGAAUCAUGUGACACAAAUGGCUCCAAUUGUUUCGCAAUUGGCGACUCUUGAAUCACAGGCACAGCUGAUGUAUUUGAAGAGGCAACUGAACAAUAAUAAACAAUUCUUAACCACCCGUGCAUGAAGUGAUCGCAGUUUCUGUGAUUCCAGCCUAUUUAUUCUUGAUGCCAGCACGAGUUUAAUUCUUGCUGUCACGGUUAAAUAUUCUUUUGCUCGCCAAUUCAAUUAUGAAUUUCGAAUGUAGAACAGUGUGGCUAAUUUAUAAAUUUGUGUAUGAUUAAUAAAAUGAUUAAUAAUAAAUGUAAAACCAAA
This is a messenger RNA of Athalia rosae (coleseed sawfly), 2543 nucleotides long. It is a transcript of the gene Ddx1, whose product is annotated as ATP-dependent RNA helicase Ddx1. The record is from RefSeq and is a predicted model, not a curated record. NCBI's taxonomy places the organism in Eukaryota, Metazoa, Arthropoda, Insecta, Hymenoptera, Athaliidae. Gene Ontology annotation, molecular function: protein binding; RNA helicase activity; ATP binding. The transcript has 12 exons. Bases 142 to 2355 code for a protein of 737 amino acids.